Gekko japonicus is the source of this 1013-nucleotide messenger RNA. It is a transcript of the gene FLACC1, whose product is annotated as amyotrophic lateral sclerosis 2 chromosome region candidate 12. Gene Ontology annotation, cellular component: cytoplasm. The record is from RefSeq and is a predicted model, not a curated record. The coding region runs from base 1 to 966 and encodes 321 amino acids. The transcript is spliced from 12 exons. Lineage: Eukaryota; Metazoa; Chordata; Lepidosauria; Squamata; Gekkonidae.
AUGUCACGGGGACACUUGAUGACCUGUCCUUGCUGGGACCCUUGGAAAAUCGGAUGUAAACGACUUAAAAGGGCCAAGCCGGGGACAUUGUCUCAGAUAACAAACACUCCACCUAAGCUGCAGACGGAAGACAUUGUUGCCGAUUUAGUGGAACAGAUUUCAGAGCUCACAGGCAUUAUGGAGCAGUUGCGCCGAGAUCACGAAACAACCCACAAGCAGCUGGAGAAUGAGAUGGAAGAAAAAUGCAACGAACUGCAGACAGAACACGAAAGUAAAGUCAGGCAGAUUGAAACGCUUCAUAAAACGGAAAUGGAAGCUUUGGAAGAGCAGUACAAGAAAGAGCUACGGACGGAGAGGGCAACCGCACAAGAGAAACUGAGCGGCAUGCAGAAGGAAUACAAGUAUCUGAAGAAUGCAUUCCGUGUGUACCAGGACAGCAUUUCUGACGAAAUGGAGGAAAAGUGGCUGAGAAGGCAAGCGGAGUGGAAGAAGAGCGAGAGGACGGAGCGAGAGAAGGCGCUGUUACAGCAGAAGCAGUCCUUGACGAGGGAGUUUGAGAUGAAGCUGGAGGAAACCCAGAAGAAGAUGCAGGGGACUAGUUUUGUGGUAGAGAAGGUUUUACAGCAAGAGAAAGAGGGUCUUCUCAAGCAACAUGAAGAAGACUUGGAAAAGAUAAGAGUUUUGAACGUGAAGAUUGAUUCUCUGGAGGAAGAGCUGAAGGAAAAGAACGAGACUCUGAACGCCAUCGCUUCAUCCCUUCACAACACAGAGAUGGAACUCCAGCAUGAGAAAGCCAAUGUGGUAGAGAUGGAGAAAACGGUCCUGCAACGGAUUGCGGUUGUUGAAGAUAAACAUCGGAUCGGCAUGAACAGUCUCGUGGAAGAAAAUGUCGCUCUGAGGCGCAAGCUUCUUGAGAAGAACGAAGAGCUCUUAAAUGAGCGGGUCCAAAGGAGCGCUAUAUAUUAGCCACAUGAAUGGGCUGGACAAUGAGGACCCCGUGUUUAGUCUACAGA